AUGGUCCCACAAACAAGAUCGGGAUCAUUCUCUCCACAUCCUUCACAGACACUGCAGACAGGAAUCGGGCACUUGCCCCUUCAGUCACAAUCCGCUGCAUUGAGUGCAGGCGCAAGUCCAAGUACUAGCAGUCCGACAGGGCCCAAUCCCGUGGUCAAGAUCGCCGUUGCCCAGGUUUAUCUCCUCCUGGGAGCUAUCAAGGAAGACAAGGACCGAGCUAAGUGGGAGACACAAGCAGAACAACUACAGAAGCUCAUCGAUGAACACGGAAUGGAGGUUUUCUCGAAGUAUUUCACGCGCCUUGUCGCGGCCCAUGCCACCCAUAUCUUUCAUGGCCAACCACGGUCUGGGGGCAAUGGAAACUUUCAUCUGCUCAUGAAUGAGAUGAAGAAAAUUUCGCAUGAUAUCAGCCAGGCUAACAAAAUUGCCGAGUCCAUCGAGACAGGGACAGAAGACAUAUUUCGUGACUUCGACAUGUCCACCUUUAUGGAAGCUUUCAAACUAGAUGCCCUCGAAAAGACAAUACUCGCCUUGGCUUUCAAAAUGGGAUCACGAUCCGACCUCAAGACCAAAGCUGAUGCUAUAUUGUCGACCAAUUUCCCUACGUUCAUCAAUAUUCUCAACCAGCGUGAUCACGAGGAUCACACAGAUUUGUCGGAUUCUUUCGUUGCCAUCCUCGUCGAUCGCUUCAUCCAGUACCAGCCACCGAAUUUGAACGCUGCGGCUAAGGCUGAACUUGCCUACAAAGUACAGGCAAGGUGGCAUGAUACCCAAGCGCCACCGCCAUCCGAAGUCCUUGCAGCUCUCGAUCUUAUGCGGGUACUAGCUGAUAAACCUCCAAACGCAUUAGCUACCUACAUCCAAAGAGUCGGCGUCGAUUUCACCAGAGACAUAGAGGUGUGCGUCUCGUAUCUGCAGAACCGGCCCCAAAGUAUUCAACUAAGUGAGGAGCAAGUGUCUAUUGCCCUCACCUACAGCACAAUAAGUCAGACUCCGCAAUAUGAUCCCUCAACCCUGUCCGCUGCCCUUAGACGGUUUCUACAUCUAUACAACGCCUUACUGCCAAUCGCGCAGGAUGACCCAAGUUUCGAUAUCCAGAAGCUGUGGGGUGGCAAUUGGGAGCACCCAGAGACACAGCUCUCAUUCAUAUGCGCCUUUGCCUCCCUUCAGCCCGAUCAAUUGGACGCUAGCUCUAUACCCGGUUUGGUACCAACGCUCACCCUUGAGACAUACGCGCAAUCACCCCCAGAGGUUCAGCAACGGGCAGCGUUCGCAGUCAAGCAUGCGUUAGUAUCUGUUGAGGCGUUGUCGGCAGUGUUCCAUGUUGCACUCCACUCGGUCCACGCGUCGCAAAGCGUAGAAGCAAAGCCUAGCUGGGCUCGUCGCAAUGCCGAGAGAAGCAACGAGAUUGCGCGAUCAUUACUUCAAUUCCUGCUUAUCAAGGCCAACCUUGAGUUGCAGUACCAGCGCCCCCCGGAUGGUCAACCUUCUGUCAAGUCCAGUACGACCCUUCAAGUUAGAACUGUGGCCGCUUUUUUGCAGAUAUUGGAGGACUUUCUGCCAAAGACUCCACUUCAGGACCUCAUCAUGGUCCAACGGUCCUGUAUCACCGUUUAUCCAAGAUUAAUCAACUAUGGCGAGGGCUUUGACGACAUCAUCGAUGCCAAUGGUAAGGAUGGCAAUGCUUUACCUAGUGCAGCCAACAGCAAGAUGGAAGAACAUUACAAGAAGAUGUACGGCGACGAAAUUCAAGUACGUAACAUUGUUGAGAUCCUGGACCGCUACAAGCACUCCCGUGAUCCAUUGGAUCAAGACGUCUUCGCUUGCAUGAUACAUGGCUUGUUCGACGAGUACGCCCAUUAUGUUGAUUACCCUCUUGAAGCUCUCGCGACAACUGCGGUGCUCUUUGGAGGCAUCAUCUCUCACAAACUAAUCUCCGACUUACCGCUCAAAAUUGGGCUCGGCAUGAUCUUGGAAGCUGUCAGAGACUAUUUGCCAGAGGAUUCAAUGUACAAAUUUGGGCUGCAGGCGUUGAUGCAGCUCUUCUCUCGUUUUCGAGAAUGGCCCGGCUUUUGUCGGCAGCUGUUACAAAUUCCUGGCUUGCAAGGCACCGAGGCGUGGAAAAAGGCAGAAGAUGUUGUCCGAGAUCAUGAAGAGGAAGUCUCUCGAUCACGCAAUGGCAUAGGAGCACCCUCACACGGAUCUUCAUUCAACGCUGAACCCCUCACGAACGGCAACAACAACAACGAUGGGAGGACUACAGAACGCCAGCCACCCUCUUUUACGUCUAUCAAUGCUGCUGAGCGCUUAUCUGGCGUUGAUUUCGAAGAACCCUCAAGCGACACACAGGGCAAAAUUCAGUUCGUUUUGAACAAUUUGACCGAGACAACUCUGCAGACAAUGUGUCAGGAACUACGGGAGAUACUUGAAAAGCGUCACCAGCAAUGGUUCGCUAGCCAUCUUGUUGAAGAGCGAGCAAAAAUGCAGCCAAACUAUCAUCAGGUAUACCUUGAGCUAGUCAAGCUCUUUGAGGACAAGGUCCUCUGGGGUGAAGUUUUGCGAGAGACAUAUCUCAGUGUUGCACGUAUGCUCAACUCCGAGGCAACGAUGCAAAACUCGACCGAAAGAUCCCAUCUGAAAAAUCUCGGCGGUUGGCUAGGACUUCUGACUCUUGCUCGUGAUAAGCCAAUCAAGCAUAAACACAUUGCCUUCAAACAGCUUCUUAUCGAGGCUCACGAUACGAAGCGGCUGAUUGUCGUUAUUCCCUUUGUGUGCAAGGUCCUAAUCCAAGGCGCUACCUCGACUGUUUUCCGACCGCCUAAUCCUUGGCUUAUGGAUAUUAUUCACCUGCUCAUCGAAUUAUACCACCACGCCGAACUAAAACUGAACCUCAAAUUCGAGAUAGAAGUUUUGUGCAAGGGCCUCAAUCUAGAUCACAAAAGCAUCGAACCUUCUGGAGAGAUCCUCAAUCGUGCGGCUAUUGAAGAGACUCAAGAGCUCUUGCCGCAAGAAACCCUAGAACCUUUUGAAAACUUAACCCUCAAUGGAAUUGCUGCCGGCGUCACUGCUGGUCUUUCACCUCAGGUUGCUGCAGCCUCGAUACCAGAUCUGGGACCUCUCAUUCAUAUUCCUCCUACAAACGAGAUGGUAGUCACAGCUACGCGCCUGCAUGAGAUCGUACGCACCGCCCUUACGCGGGCCCUGCAGGACAUCAUACAGCCUGUGGUCGACCGUUCAGUCACUAUUGCUGCUAUCUCUACGCAGCAGAUGAUCCACAAGGAUUUCGCCACUGAGCCGGACGAAAACAGAGUGAGAACGUCAGCUGUUAACAUGGUCAAAGCCACAGCUGGCAGUUUGGCCUUAGUGACAUCGAAGGAACCUUUAAGAGCUAACUUCACAAAUUACAUGCGAAAUUUGUCGAACGAUCUCCCACAAGGUCUUCCUGAAGGCACAAUAAUCAUGUGCGUCAACUCAAACCUCGACCUCGCUUGUAACAUCAUCGAGAAACAGGCUGAGGAGAGAGCUAUUCCAGAGAUUGAGGAAAUGAUUGAACCCGAGCUGGAGGCGCGACGUCGUCAUAGGUUGCAACGGCCCAACGAGCCGUACGUUGAUGCCUCCCUUAGUCGAUGGGCAUGGACUAUCCCCAACCCCUUUAAGUUGUCUCCCAGUAUGGGCGGCUUGAACCCAGAGCAGAUGGCUAUCUACGAUGACUUUGCACGCCAGCCCCGAACGAGCACUUCUAAUGCACCAUCUCAUGUCCCAUCAGCCUCAGAUGCGACUCGCUCACUUGCCAACGAGGUUCUGCAAGACCAAUUCUCCGCUGUGCCUACCCUAGGUUCAUCCUCAGAAGUACCAGCAGUCCAGCAUCUCAACACCCAGCUUCAACAAUAUGCCGGCGUCCACAGUGGCGGAAUGGCAAGUGGGAGACCUCAGGCAUUCCAAAUGGAUGGUAGGGCGUUGGUCGAGCGUGUGCAAAAGCUGCUCAUAGAGCUUCAGCGUGUGGCGACUGAGGCACGUGAGGAACAUUUUACAGAGCUUCCCAGACCCCAUCCCGUUCUUGAUGUUGUAGACGCCUUAGUGCAACACAUGAUCAAAGCCUCUCAAUCUUCCGAGGAAUUUGCGAUCUAUGCCGCCGACCAGAUCAUUCAGCUUAUAUUCAAUCAAGUUGAAGACAACCUGGCGCUGGAGAGCUUGGUACAUGUCCUUGAGACGCUGAGGAAGAUCUCUGGUCCGACGCUUAACAAUCGGGUCACAGCUUUAUUCCGUCAGCAGCCUGGGAAUAACUUUCUUCAUUUACCUUUGCUAGCAGCGUUACUACGUACCGAUCUAUUGGACUGGAGGAAUAUCGACAUGUCGAUGGCCAAGGCACUGCAGCAAAGAAAGGAAGGAUCUCUGGAUUUCUUGGAGCAGAUGAUUGAUUUGACACUGCUUGGCAACCGCCCGCUGGUGCUCUACGGAGACUUCGUCCGAACGCUGGAAGCUGCCUGGGUCUGGAUUCAGGACGAACCAGACUCGGUAGUUGGACAACGUGUGAAGGCCAAGCUUUCCGGCCAAACACUGCCCCAAAAUGCUCAGCAAGAGGGCGGCAUUGCGUUCCAACAGGAUCAGAUGGAGUACGUUUUCGACGAAUGGAUUCAUCUUUGUAACAACACCAAUGCAUCGGAGACGUCCACCGUCAUGUUUGUACGGCAGAUGCAGGCUCGGGGUGUCGUUAAAAGCAAGGAUGAUCUAUUCCUAUUCAUCAGAGUCGCGACAGACAUGUCGGUUGAUCGAUUUGAGCACAUUGUUCACUCCACUGGAACGCUGACCGAUGCCUUCCUAGCAGUUGAUGCUCUGGCAAAACUGAUCAACAUCUUCAUUAGGCUACAUGGAGGUCCAGAGUCAUCAGUGACGUCAAGCCGAGCAGUCUAUCUGGACUCGAUUCUGGCACUAGUUACUCUGGUGCUUAACCAUCACCAUGUCAAACGUGCUGAACAUUUCAACCAGAGGGUUUUCCAUCGGCUGUUGUCAGUACUGCUCUACGAAAUCCAUUCUACAGCAGAACAGCUGCCGGAAACUGAGAGGUUGGAACUUUAUCUCAAGUUCGCAGCCAGGCUCGCAGAUCUUGGACCACAACAUCUGCCGGGUUUCGUUUUUGGGUGGUUGUCUCUCAUUCAGCACCGAGUAUUCCUCCCAAGUCUUCUGAAGGAGCGAACCGGUUGGGCUGCGUUUUCUAAGCUUCUUCAGCUGCUCUUGGAACACAUUGGGGAACAAGUCAAGGCAGUUGAGCCCUCUAACGUGGCACGAGAGAUCUACCGUGCCACGCUCAAGCUGCUCGUGAUCUUGCAGCAUGAUUAUUCCGAGUACCUCUCUGCGCAUUCGCACCAACUCACAGUUAGCGUCCCGCCUCACUGCAAGCAGCUCAUCAACGCAAUCCUGACAGCCAACCCCGCUGCUCACCCCAAGAUAACAGAUCCUUUGUUUUCAGGUCCACAGGGGGGUCGUAUGGAUGAAGUGCGGGAGUCACCUGAAAGCUUUGACAACUCAACAACCGUAUUACAAGAUUGUGGCCUGCUUGAAGUGCUUGAACAUGCCUUACAAAACGGUCCAUCGGAGGAUACCUUGGCACAUAUUACUCGAGCCAUAGUUGAGAGUCAGCGCACCGAGACCGGUUUCGGUUACGUGCCAAUCCAUGCCAACCUUCGUGUUAUUGAGGCUGUUACCCUUCAUGUGGGAAACCAUGCCGUGGAGCAAGCGACGGCGAAGGGAACUGAUGUUUUCAACCCUGCCUCCUCGGAUGUGGCUGUCAUGUCAUUGUUGCUUCACGAGCUACCUCCUGAGGCCCGUUACUACCUGAUUACCAGCAUAACUAAUCAGCUUCGAUUUCCUAAUGCACAUACAACUUACUUCAGCCGGGUCCUUUUGGAGAUCUUUGGCCAGGACAUGAGCGAUCCAGAAGAAACAGAUAUACGUCAACAGAUUACCCGAGUGCUUUGGGAACGCCUCAUCGGAUACUGGCCCCAACCAUGGGGGCUGAUGGUGACAGUUGUCGAGUUGCUCAAGAAUGAAAAGUACAUGUUCUUUGACCUCCCAUUCGUAAAAUCAAACCCAGAGAAUGAUCUCCAAGAGCUCCUCCGCCUCAUUACAGCCCGGAAAGUGCCCAUGAUGACAGCCAUGAGCCAAGUGAAGGCACUUCAAGGCGUGAACCUGCGCAGUAUUCAGCAAAUUGCCGACGCUCAGCCAGAUGUCAUUGAAAGGGCGCUUGGGAAUUCUAAGACGGCUAAGUCUCUGCAAUCAUCCUGCAAAUCCUAUUUGAAACUGCCAAACAGUAAGCGUGAGGGGGACUCUACUUCAAACAAUCCCAGCGCAAAACGUUUAAGAACAGCUCAGUAUGCCGACACUAGUACUGAGCACAAGUCUCAGAGCGUAAAAGAGCAAGAAGGUGCUUUGGCUCUCCCUCUUGUGACGGAUGAGGAUGAAAUAGCAAGAGCUUCUAUUUACAUAAAUCGCGCCCCUUUGAUGCUCGCAUUCGGAGUCGAACUUCUAAGGUUCACGAUGCCUCAACAGCCCCUAUCCAGUCGUCUCAGCCUCGCUCAAGCUGUGGUUAGCGCCAACUCCAUAUCCAAAGCUGCAAUCCUUGGACUGGACAGCGUCCUUCGCGAUGAUAUAUCCUGGAAUGAGGGGCAGCCAAAGGUAACCGUCAUGGGUAGAAGCAUUGCUGUCCUCAAACGGGGAGACUUUGACAAUCAGCCUGAGGGUUGUAUGACGGCUCCGACUACCCCGCCACAGGUCAAUGAGAAUAGUAUUGUUCCUGGUCGUUCCCAGUGGACCAGUAGCAAACAAAUCACGUACAAAUCUUCAACCUUCGUUGCGAGAGUCUCCUCUCUGGAGCACCCAAAUGACGCUGCAGCGCUCAUUCGGUCGCUAUUUUCGUGUGAGCCACACCUCCGAACGGCAACUCAUAACGCCUGGGGUUACCGGGUCAAGUCUGAAGUUCAUAGUGAUAGCAUUGGCGGAGGGGUACAAGAGGUGCGGGAAGAUUACAGGGAUGAUGGCGAGAGGGGGUGUGGCGAAUUUAUCCUACGACUUAUGAAAGAGGCCAAUGUGGUUGGGGCCGUAGUUGUGGUCACUAGAUGGUUCGGUGUCAGGCUGGAUGCCACGACACUGCCUUGUGGGCUCUCGACCGACAGCACCAGAGUGAAACUCCGCGAGGACAGGCGAGUAGCUCCCGAGACUUGA
Molecule: messenger RNA, 7218 nt
Organism: Colletotrichum truncatum
Lineage: Eukaryota; Fungi; Ascomycota; Sordariomycetes; Glomerellales; Glomerellaceae
Source: RefSeq, a predicted model, not a curated record